UAAAAGAGCGCAAAUCUACACAUCAGCCAUGACAACAACAACUCCAUUCCCAUAGCCAUAUGAACCACCAGUAUCCCUCUCAGAAACACACGAAAGUCGUCUGCAGAAUCUAUUCAAAGAAAAAGAUAACUCACUUUUUUUCAAGUUCAUAUCCUACAAGAAAACUUUCUCAAAAUGAGUCAUCAGUGCGUUCCCAGCUGGGAAGUUGAUGACAAUCGCACCACAGCUCCCAAACUCUCCCUUCGCUUCCACUCCAAUUCCAGCGCACCAGACGUGCCCAUGUUAGACUACGAAGUAGCAGAGCUAACAUGGGAGAACGGCCAGAUAGCCAUGCACGGCCUAGGACCACCGCGCGUGCCAGCCAAACCAAUAGCCUCCACUUCACCCUCUAAGUACACAUGGGACAAGCCACGCGCCAGUGGCACCCUUGAAUCCAUUGUCAACCAAGCUACAUGUGUCCCCCAAUGCAACAAAGCAACUUUUGACAACAGUACUGGUUCGGACCAUGACCUCAUCCCAUGGUUUAACCACCAUAAGGCCUCAGCCUCCGCCACAAUGACCAUGGACGCUUUAGUUCCUUGCUCGAACCGGUCUGAUCAAGGCCGGACAACGCAGGUGAUAGACUCCGGCCCAGCGGGAUUAGGCACGUGUGUGGUGGGUUGCUCCACUCGUGUGGGGUCUUGCAGUGCCCCAGCUGCCACGCAAGACGAAGAUGGUCUCCUCACUGGGAAACGUGCGAGGGUGGCGCGUGUCCCAGUACCACCCGAGUGGAGCAGAGACCAAAGCGUCAACCAUAGUGCCACUUUUGGCAAGAAGGACAGCCAGCAGAUGACGGUGGACAGUUGCGAGAGAGAGUUCGGUGUUGGGUUUACCUCCACUUCUUUUGGGUCGCAAGAAAACACCAGCUCAGGCACCAACCCAUGUACUAAGACCCUUACUGCUGACGAGAAUGACUCAGUUUGUCACAGCAGACCACAGAGGGAGGCGGGCAAGGAAGAUGACAAGAAGAAAGGAAAUGGGAAGUCCUCAGUUUCCACCAAAAGAAGCAGGGCUGCUGCUAUCCAUAACCAAUCUGAACGAAAAAGGAGAGAUAAGAUAAACCAGAGAAUGAAGACACUACAGAAAUUGGUCCCCAGUUCCAGUAAGACGGACAAAGCCUCAAUGCUUGAUGAAGUGAUCGAAUAUUUGAAACAAUUGCAAGCACAAGUACAAAUGAUGAGCAGAAUGAAUAUGCAACCAAUGAUGCUGCCACUGGCUUUGCAACAGCAACUCCAAAUGUCAAUGAUGGCCCCAAUGAGCAUGGGAAUGGCCGGCAUGGGAAUGGGAAUGGGUGUCAUGGACAUGAACACAAUUGCAGCUCGUUCCAACAUGACAGGAAUUCCUCCAGCACUUCACCCCACCGCUUUCAUUCCUCUGACUACAUGGGAUGGCUCAAGUGGUCAUGACCGGUUACAAACCACGGCCGCAGACCCAAUGUCUGCGUUCCUUGCCUGCCAAACACAGCCAAUGACAAUGGAUGCUUACAGCAGGAUGGCUGCCAUGUACCAGCAGCUACAUCAACAACCUCCUGCUUCUAAUUCUAAGGGCUAAUUAAGGUUGUAUAUGCGCUCACUCAUGGCUUUUUUAGAAAAAAUCUUUGCCGGCCACAGACAAAAAGCAAAAAGGUCUGCUCAUGGAUGUGAUUGUAUUUUUGCUAGCAAUGGUUAUAUAGAUGUACGAGGCAGAUGUUAUUAUUUAAGCUGCACAGAUUAGCCAGGAAGCAAGGCUGAUGCUCCCUAAUUAAUUAUCUUCCUUUUUUUUUCUAAGUUUUCAUUUAUUGAUUUCCAACUUAAAAUUUGUAAUACUUUUGGAUUUCUGAUCUACAAGGACAAGGCGUAAUGAUCUAUCACUUUGUGCAUACUA
Messenger RNA from Populus nigra (black poplar), 1902 nucleotides. RefSeq names its product transcription factor UNE10. NCBI's taxonomy places the organism in Eukaryota, Viridiplantae, Streptophyta, Magnoliopsida, Malpighiales, Salicaceae. The record is from RefSeq and is a predicted model, not a curated record. Gene Ontology annotation, molecular function: protein dimerization activity. The transcript is spliced from 6 exons. Bases 175 to 1590 code for a protein of 471 amino acids. Gene Ontology annotation, cellular component: nucleus.